This is a messenger RNA of Punctularia strigosozonata HHB-11173 SS5, 3863 nucleotides long. RefSeq lists its product as uncharacterized. Lineage: Eukaryota; Fungi; Basidiomycota; Agaricomycetes; Corticiales; Punctulariaceae. The record is from RefSeq and is a predicted model, not a curated record. Gene Ontology annotation, molecular function: sterol binding. Bases 46 to 1710 code for a protein of 554 amino acids. Gene Ontology annotation, cellular component: cytosol; membrane; intracellular membrane-bounded organelle. The transcript is spliced from 18 exons. Gene Ontology annotation, biological process: endocytosis; exocytosis; maintenance of cell polarity.
CCCACCACCACCACCACCUCUACUCGCUACUCGCUACUGGACACGAUGGCCACGGAGGUCAAGAGCGAUCACGAACCGGCGGAGGAGGAGGCGCCGAUCUCCGUGCCCGACUCCGGGGACACGGGCGAGAGCGGCAAGCUCAAGAUGAUCGUCCAGCUCGUGAAGAAGUGCCUCGGCGUGAAGGACAUCGCGUCCAUGCGGCUAUCGCUCCCGGCCUCGCUGCUAGAACCCAUCCCGAACCUAGAAUACUGGCAGUACCUGGAUCGCCCCGACCUUUUCGCGGCGAUCAACGACUCGGAAGAUGCGUUCGAGCGGAUGCUUGCCGUAAUCCGGUUCACCUUCACGAAGGAUCUCAAGUUCAUCCGCGGCAGAGUCUGCAAGCCCUACAACUCCGUGCUCGGCGAGCACUUCCGCUCGCACUGGGACGUCGUCCCGGUCUCCUACCCGUCGGACCCCCGAGGCCCGCCCGUGCAGCACCUCUACCUCGCGCCCGCCGCCGCCGAGUCCUCCGUGUACUCCCUCCCGGGCACGUCGGCGACGGCCACGCCCGCGGGCAGCACGCCUCCGUCCGCCUUCGCGUCCCCCCGCGUCCGCCCGUCCGACGACGUCUCCGUGCGCAGCGGCAAGAGCGGCACGAGCUCCUUCUCCAAAGGCGUCGCCUCGCCCUCCACCGCCGCGACGUCCGUCGAGUCCAACCUCGACGCGCAGAUGUCGACCCUCAGCCUCGGCGUCGGCGAGGACGAGGACGUCGUGCUCGAGGCCGGCGCGCCGCCCGCCGCCGACGCCACCGCCGAGCGCGUCCGGAUCGCCUUCCUGACCGAGCAGGUCUCGCACCACCCGCCGAUCUCGGCCUACUACGCCGUCUGCCCCCCGCGCCACGUCGAGCUCGCGGGCGUCGACCAGAUCUCGGCGCGCGUCGCGGGCACCGCGAUCAAGAUUUUUCCCGGCUCGUUCAACAAGGGCAUCUUCGUCCGCCUCACCGGCGGCCCCGGCGAGGGCGAGCAGUACCAGAUCACGCACCCGACCGCGGCGGUGAACGGCAUCCUCCGCGGCAGCUUCUACGUCACCGUCGGCGAUUCGACGAUCGUCACCUGUACCGGCGGCGCGCCGGGGCAGAAGCUGCGCACGAUCCUCGAGUACAAGGAGGAGUCCUGGCUAGGCAAAGCCCACUUCCUGGUCGAGGGCGUCGUGCACACCUACACGGAGGGAGAGCCCGGCGUCGAAGAGUGGACGAAGGUGAAGCACGUCCCGAAAGAUCGCGCGGUGGCGUACAUCGACGGCUCGUGGCGGCACAAGGUCCGCUGGCGGCGGGCGACGGCCUCGACCAAGUCGGGCAAGGCGACCCCGCCCCAGGACCGGGACUGGGCGACGCUCAUCGACCUCUCGACGCUGCACGUCGUGCCGAAGAGCGUGCGCCCGCUCGAGAAGCAGCUCCCGAACGAGAGCCGGCGGCUGUGGGAGAACGUGACGAGCAAGCUGCUCAGCAAGGAGUACUCGGACGCGACCAAGCACAAGCACGCGAUCGAGCAGAAGCAGCGGGACGACGCCGCGGAGAGGAAGCGUAAGGGCAUCGAGUUCGCGCCGGUGUAUUUCGAGAAGGAGAUCGACUCCGGUAUUCCGCAGCUUACCGAAGCGGGUCGCAAGGCGAUCGAGGAAGAGCUCAGGGAGGGACAUCCCGAGGAGCCUUCCACGCCCAAACCCUCGUCAUAGCACGCGACCCCGCCUACCGCGAACAUCUUCGCCGAACUCUCUCGAUUGGAUCGGGCCUCAGCGCUGGUGGAAUCUCUUUAGACCACCGUUUCUUUCUACGGCUGGCGAUAUAUAGUGCGGACAGACACGGAGGGAUCUAUUCAGUGUAUAAUCGUUUUGCAUGAUCUGAUAAAGAAUACUCAUGACCACCAUUCCGUGGGAUAACCCACCUGCCGACGGCGAGUGCGUACGGUCGAUAUAUAGAAUCUAAGCAGUCUAGUUCGGAAAUUGCCAUGACCAGACCGGCUGCCCUCAUUAGGAGCGAGGGUGCAGCUGAGUCCAAGGCCGUGGUGCCGCCGCGCACGGCCCUGAGAGGCGAGCACAUCGGUAGUUCGAGAGCCGGAAAGGCGAUGGCAAAGGGGAAUUAUGUGUGGAUUGAGCGACGAUUGCAGGAGAUACUGUGGCAUCGUCAUGCUCUAUUCUACACGGCCUAUUCCAGCGCGCGCCCCCUCCCUCUCUUUUCGGCGUCUUGGCAUCUGCCGAGGAGGACCGACAUCGUAGGGGCAAGUUAUUCGUGGUGAUGUCACUUGUUAUCGUGCUUGUGGCGAGUGGUGGCUGCGAACGGGCAUGGUGCUCGGUCGUUGAAAAUGGGUAUCCGGACGCGCCGUCUACGAUGGGCGCGAAGCAGCCGAGCCGGCGUGAGAUAUCCUCGACGCCCUUAUCGCGUUCGGCGAGUUCGAUGGCACGAUGGUUCGACCCAGUCGGGGAGAGGUAAAAGCGUGUGUCACGUCCACCAGCUACCCGUGCCGUCUAAACCUCGCCGUCUCAACGGCAGUGGCAACCAUCUCCGACCCGUCGGUCGCGCUCGGCGAUUCCGAGGGUUCGCAGAUAGCCCGACCUUGCGGAUCUUUGCGAGCCUCCGCAUGCCUCCCCACGCGAUGAUGACCGCCACGGCCAUGGAGACCGCAGAAAGCGCCGCAAAUGCGUAUUCCGUCUCUUCCAAGUGGCUAGUCAAGUUCAUACCAAAUAAGCCGGCGAUAAGAGCACCUGCACCGAUACCCAUCGUUCCGAUAGAUAUCUUGAGGUCCAGAGCCAGCAGCGCGUUACGAUUUGAGUCCAAGAUUAGCUCAACGAUUUCCUGCGUCGAUUGAACGUUGCUCUCUAUUACCGCAACUUCGUUGACAACUUCCUCUACUUGCUUUGCGAACGUUUCUAGCAGAACCUCCAGGUCCUCGUGCUCUGUCAUCUCCCGUGGGACGUUGUUUUUCUUGUCGGUAAGGUACAUUGCGUUCAGGUCUUCGUCUUGCUCCAAAACCUCCUCUAGGGCUUGUUGAACAAGCUUUGCGCGAUUCUGGAAACUGGCCAAACGCCGUGAGUAGUGAAGGAGACGUUUGAACCGGUCAUGGUCGAUGUCGUCCUCUAAUUCUGCCAGCAAGCCGCCGACUAUAUUCCGUAUGAACACUAUUUCGGCCUCCAGAGCGCUGAGAACCGAGAGCAAAAUAGAUUCGAGCGCUCUGAAUUCGUAGGGCAGACCAGCACCUUUCGCCUUCAGAUUGUGUUCAAGGUGGUACAGGAAAGCAGAGUGCAGGCGGGAAUCCGCUGACCCAAUCGUGUCAAAGAGAAGUACGGUGUCGGCUUUGACCAUCGCCCGAAUGUGCAAUAUAUUGACCAAGAACGCUUCCUUGCGAGCGAGGAUGGUUGGCACGAGGUUCGGAAUCCGUGAAUCGAUUUUGCGGAGAUCACGAGGGUUUAGCCGGUGCUCCGCACAUAGUGCAGUCCGUUUGAACUCUCCAGAGAUCGUUUUUACGUUUCCCUCGGCGUCCAAUACGGUGCAUCUGAGCAUGAGAUCUGCCGGUUGGCGUCCCUUCAUCACUUUGUCAAGAAUUGCCGCCUUCGCCGCUUGAUCCUGCACGCUGGCAGUGUUGUCGUCGAACGACAGAUCCGGCUUCUUCGCGAACCUGUCUGCCCAGUAUGACAUGGGCCUAGUGGUAGUGUAGCAGCAUAGUUCCGCGUCCAUUCUAGCUCGCAUUCGCUGUCGCUGGAAGGCGCUACCAGAGGCGCGCAAGCCUUGCGCCAGCGGCGCGUACGUCGCAAGAUAGCGCAACGGGUUCGCUCCGACUACAUUCCAGUAGCGAGCUCCAAGGUGUCCCAUUACAUGGCUGGAGGUGCGCGCG